AACGAACUAACAGUUCAGAUAGAUGGCCAAAGGGAAACCAUGGCAACUGCCGAACCUACAGUGAGUUAGGCCACUGUAUAUUUGACAAGACUACAAUUUACAUCAGCUGCGGACAUCCCAACUGACGACAACAGCUUCUACCUGUCUAGCAUGCUCCACCUGGCUGGAUCGAGACUGCUGCUGACUGACUUUCACAACAGAAAGGUCAAUGUGGUGGACAUGGACACAAAUAGCCAGGUUUCCAAGAUCGGUGUACCAGGUAAUCCGUGGGACAUAUGUCUUCUACCUGGAGACAGGGUGGCUGUUUCUUUGGCCAGUAAUGGUAUUCAGUUCCUGGAAACUCGAGAACAAAUCGUUCUUGGUUACCGUUUAUUAGUGGAUGGCGACUGUCGAAGUAUUUCUUACCAUUCAGAUCGGUUGAUAGUGUCCUACUUCGAUGGAAAGGUAACGGUACUGGAUAUGAACGGGCAUGUUAUAAGAGGCAAACGUAGGGAAAGCAGUAGACAAACCGUGUUUAAAAUGCCCCUCAACUUAACUGUGGUGUGUGAAAAUUCAACUGCUUUCAUAUACGUAUCUGACUAUAGAAAGAACACAAUCACAAAACUUGACAUGAACCUUAACAUCAUGAAGACAUUCCAGGACCCUGCAUUGAAACACCCACAAUGUAUCACUGCACUCGGGAACGAACUUUUAAUCUGUGGUUCGCAAAGUAACAUUAUGAUACUUGAUUUGUUCACUGGUCACAUGACACAACUGAUGGGGGAGAAGGAGGGGAUACGAAAACCAAUAUGUGUCUACUACUGUCUGCAACAGAGGAAGCUUCUUGUCACUGGACAAACGGACAGUGCAGUAAAGGUGUACAAUAUAAUCGAAUGAUGCCAACAAAUCGAGUAAAAUGGCUCGAAAUAUCAACUUAUUGUUUGAGAAUGUUACGUCAUUUAAAUGAAUGUAUUUGUAUUGAAUACCGGAUCGUUGUAGGUUUUUUAAUAAAGAACACGCAAUCAAUAUAAUUUGACGAUGUUUCUUCUUUUGCAUUCAAA
Molecule: messenger RNA, 1040 nt
Organism: Mya arenaria
Lineage: Eukaryota; Metazoa; Mollusca; Bivalvia; Myida; Myidae
Exons: 2
Coding region: 151-876 (241 amino acids)
Molecular function (GO): protein binding
Source: RefSeq, a predicted model, not a curated record